Messenger RNA from Macrosiphum euphorbiae (potato aphid), 285 nucleotides. Lineage: Eukaryota; Metazoa; Arthropoda; Insecta; Hemiptera; Aphididae. The record is from the annotation of a GenBank genome assembly.
AUGGCUGCUACAUUCACUAUGAUCUUGAUGUGCUUGGCAGUGUUGAAUGUCGCAUUCGCAAUGCCCGCUGCACAGCCAGCCGGAGUGGCGACAAAUGAGGACAUGAAAACUGCAGAAACUUCGUAUUUGCCGUUUUCGUUGGGUUUCGGUGGUUAUCAACGGUACUCGCCUUACGGAUACGGAUACAGAAGUGGUUUAGGUGUUUCAAUCGGUUACCCAACUCCGUAUUCCCACUCAUUUGGUUAUUCGAACGACUACCCGCAAUACCUGUCUCAAUUCAAAUAA